This is a messenger RNA of Paralichthys olivaceus (Japanese flounder), 3139 nucleotides long. NCBI's taxonomy places the organism in Eukaryota, Metazoa, Chordata, Actinopteri, Pleuronectiformes, Paralichthyidae. The record is from RefSeq and is a predicted model, not a curated record.
ACAUGGGGGCGGGUGAAGCUCCAGGCAUGCAAGCCCCACCCCCUCCACCUCCUCCACCACCAAUGCCAGACACAGUGUCCAACGGUCUUUACCCCUCGCCUCCUGCUCCUGCUCCUCCCCCGCCCCCACCCCCUCCUCCCCCUCCCUGUCGGACCAGCGAGCUCUCCUCCAUCCCAACGCCCCCUCCUCCUCCCCCUGUGGCCCCCCCUCUUCCGGGGUCAGGGGGGUCACCUACGGUCAUCUUUAACUCGGGACUCGCAGAGGGUCCACUCAAGUUAUUUUCGGUGAAGAUCAAGAAGCCAAUCCAGACUAAGUUCCGGAUGCCGGUGUUGAACUGGGUCGCUCUGAAGCCGAGUCAGAUCAACGGAACUGUUUUCAACGACAUCGACGACGAGUCCAUCCUUCAGGCCCUGGACGUGGAGGAGUUUGAGGAGCUCUUUAAGACAAAGGCUCAGGGUCCAGCUGUCGACUUGACUUUGUCACGACAGAAACUUCCUCAGAAAAGUGCGUCAAAGGUUUCACUGCUCGAAGCAAAUCGGUCUAAAAAUCUUGCCAUCACGCUGAGGAAAGCUGGCCAGGGCCCAGAGGUCAUCUGUCGAGCCAUCCACACGUUCGACCUGCGGACGGUGCGCGUGGACUUUGUUGAGUGUUUGAUGCGUUUCCUGCCGACGGAGGCCGAAGUGAAGACGCUACGUCAGUAUGAGAGAGAUAGGAAACCAGUGGAGGCACUGAGUGACGAAGAUCGAUUCAUGAUGCAGUUCAGUCGCAUCGAACGACUCAGUCAACGCAUGAGCAUCAUGACCUUCAUGGGAAACUUUGCAGACAACGUCCAGAUGUUAACCCCGCAACUUCACGCCAUCAUCGCUGCUUCAAUUUCUAUCAAAUCAUCUCAGAAGCUGAAAAAGAUUCUGGAGAUCAUCUUGGCUUUGGGAAACUACAUGAACAGUAGUAAAAGAGGAGCAGUGUAUGGAUUUAAACUACAGAGUCUCGACCUGCUGCUGGACACAAAGUCGACCGACAGGAAACAGACGUUGCUUCAUUACAUCUCAAACGUUGUAAGAGAGAAAUAUUCGUCUGUGUCUCUGUUUUACAACGAACUUCACUACAUUGACAAAGCUGCUGCAGUGAGUCUGGAAAAUGUGUUGUGUGAUGUGAAAGAGCUGCAGCGAGGGAUGGAACUGACCUGGAGAGAGUUCAGUGUUCAACACAACGCGACGCUCAAAGAUUUCAUCAGCAGGAAUGAAUCACGACUCAGCAAACUGCAGGAGGAUGCACGCAUCGCACAGGAUGCUUUUGAGGAUGCAGUCAAGUUUUUUGGAGAAAGCUCCAAGACGAUGCCACCAUCAGUCUUCUUCCCCAUCUUUGUUCGCUUCAUUAAAGCAUACAGGCUGGCUGAGGACGAGAAUGAGCAGCGGCGGCGUCAGGAGCAGAUGUUGUUGGAAAAACUGGAGCAGGAGGAGCAGCAGGAAGAGGAAGAGACAAAGUCUCCGUCUCACAGGGGGAAGCGUCAGCAGAAGGAACUGAUCACUGAGCUGAGACGACGACAGGGGAAAGACAGCCGGCAUGUUUACGAGGGGAAGGACGGGGCGAUCGAGGACAUUAUCACAGCUCUGAAGACCGUCCCCUUUACGGCUCGAUCGGCCAAACGCAGCUCUCGCUUCUUCUGUGACCCCGCCCACUCUGAGGAGCACUACUGAGAGACAGGAGGGAAGUCUUCAGCUGGCCACGCCCACUUCUAAUGGAUGGGACCAAUUAGCACUUUGAACUUUCUGAUUGAUCGAUGUGAAUGAAUAAUUUUAUGGUUAGUUCGUCACACACUCUGGACCCAGACGACCCCUGACCAAGCAGAACACUGUAAAAAAAAUUAUUUACCUCCAGAAACUAAAACUGAACCUCCUCCUCAGUGCUGAAGAAGAUCAUGUGGACCGACCAAAAGCUAUUGACUCAAAGGUCUGGAAGUUCCAGACUCUAAAACAUCUUAUCUACAAAAGUUUGAAAAAAAAUAUAUAUAUACUUCGUUGAAAUGAAAUAGAAAGAAAUGUUUAAAAAAGUCUGUCCCGCACAUUUGACCACAGGAGGCACUGUACAGAGUUCUGAUGAGUUGGUAUUGUUUAAGAUGAUAAUCAAUGGUAAAUAAUCAAGUUAUAAUCCAACCCUGGUCAAUGAGUAAUCAAUUGACUCUCUGUCAUGUGAAGAGAGGGGGCGCCACCUCCAAUAAAGUCCAGUCUUGAGUUCCACUCAGUCAGUGGUUUUGUGGUUGUUCUGGAUUCAGUCAGUCUGUGUCGUGUACAGGGUUCUAGUCAUUUCACUACUCUGAGUUCUACUGUUGUGCUCUACUGUUCUCUCUGACCUGACAGAGCCAAGGACACUUCCUGUUUAUUAAUGUUCAUCAUGAACAGAAUCAAACUGUUUUUCUGUGACUCAACCCGACCCCUUCACUCCUGCUGUUAGCCUGUUAGCUAGCAGGACAGUCACAGGAUUCCAGAAUCCAGGAACUUUGAGGUUCUGGUUCUAAAUGUGGAAUCUGUUGAGUUCAGCUAUGUUCAGUCUGAAGCAUCACAGGGUUGUCAGGAUUGAACCAAUCAUGUGGUGUUGUCCUGCAGUGUGUUUGUGAAACGUCCCGGACUUGCAGUAGCGACUUGUGUCUGAGAUUGACAAAAGUGACUUAUAUUUGACUGACGACAGUGGCUCAUGUCUCAGAUUGACUGACGACAGCAACUUGUGUCUCAGACUGACUGCGGACAGCGACUUGUGUUUGACUGACAACAGUGACUCGUGUCUCAGAUUGACUGAGGACAGCGACUUGUGUUUCAGACCGAGGACAGCGACUUGGGCCUCAGACUGACAACAGUGACUCAUGUCUCAGAUUGACGACAAUGACCUUUAUCCACACUUCACCCCCAUCAUGAAAGUCAUUUUUUAACCUUUAUUUCAAUUGAAAAUAAGUCAAACAGCACAAAGUUUUUCUACGUGUACAAACAUUUUAUAGAAAGUUGUGUAGCAAUGCUCGUAACGUGUUUGUUGGUGAUUCUGCACUUGGUGUGUCAAUAAAACGCACCUGACCACAUGACACUGCCUAAGAGUCACAUGAUCUGAUGAACUACAGCACCCACAGACCUCAGAGCCACGUCUUAAUGUA